Talpa occidentalis (Iberian mole) is the source of this 3253-nucleotide messenger RNA. It is a transcript of the gene ESCO2, whose product is annotated as establishment of sister chromatid cohesion N-acetyltransferase 2. Gene Ontology annotation, cellular component: nucleus; chromatin. NCBI's taxonomy places the organism in Eukaryota, Metazoa, Chordata, Mammalia, Eulipotyphla, Talpidae. Gene Ontology annotation, molecular function: protein-lysine-acetyltransferase activity. Gene Ontology annotation, biological process: mitotic sister chromatid cohesion. Bases 61 to 1890 code for a protein of 609 amino acids. The record is from RefSeq and is a predicted model, not a curated record. The transcript is spliced from 11 exons.
AGAAGAUGGUGCUCAAACUUGGGAGGAAUUCCUCCGGCUUGGGGGAGCUCAGUGAAGAAGAUGUCAGCUUUCACCCCAAGGAAAAGGAAGCAACGUUCUUUGAACCGCGACAACCUGUUACCAGAUAGUCCAUCGAAGAAAUCACUUUUGGACUUGAGUGAAAAUACAUUUCUAUCUACUGAAGAGUACACUAGCCUAAACAGUGAUAAAAAUGAGGAAAAGGUGCAUGGCUCUCAACAAGGUCAUUUCAUCUCAAGUCCACUCAAAACAACUGAGAAAAACAGAUUGCCAUCUGCAAACCAAGGCUCACCAUUUAAAUCUGCUGUGUCUACCGUAUCCUUUUACAACAGAGAUAAGUGGUACCUCAAUCCACUGGAGAGAAAGCUGAUAAAAGAUUGUAGAUCCGCUUCUCUAAAAGCUACUGAAGAUACACCUUUACCCAGUGGGACAGAAAAUAAGCAGAGAAAACCAGUCUGCUCCAAGAAGAUGAACAAAAAAACACAGAAGAGUUUAACUGCCAAGCACCAACAGGGUUAUAAAUGCAUCAAGCCUAUCUUGAAGAAUUCUAAAAAUUCCAAGCAAAGUCGAGUGACCUAUAAGCCAGUUGUAGAGAAAGAGAAUAACUGUUACUCGACUGAAAAUAAUCUAAAUGCACCUCGAGUUCUAAGCCAAAAAGUCAAACCCCCAGUUACGCUCCAGGGUGGGGCAGCGUUUUUUGUUAGUAGAAAAAAAUCCUCUCUUAGAAAUUUGUCUCUUGAAAAUAAACUAUUACUGGAACUCACCCAGAAGAAUGUAGCCGAAGAUUCUGAUGUAGAGACUGUCAACAAAAGAAAAACUUUUGAGACAAAGCAGGUGCCCAAGUGCUUGUCACUAGAACAGGAGCUGAACUUGGAACUGCUGAGUGCAAGCAGUAAAAAUGAAGAGAAGUUAAUAAAGAACUCAUUAGCUGGAGUACUUCCUUCAAAAGAAUGCAAACCUGAGGAAAGUAAGCAUUUUUCUUCAGAGGAUUCCGUCAGUGGCAAUAAGGCAGCUUCUGCUGAGUCCCUUGUCUACCCCAUCUUCAGCGUGUCUUCAACCAAUACAAAAAGAUCUCUAGUCGAAGAACAGUCUUCUGUGGGGUCCAUUGUACCCACCAACGUCUUGAAACAGAUCAAUACCCAGAAAAGUUCUAAUGCCAGAGAUACAAGUAAAGAAACAAAAGACCAGCUUGUCAUUGAUGCCGGUCAGAAGUAUUUUGGUGCCACUAUGUGUAAGUCCUGCGGCAUGAUCUAUACGGCUUCCAACCCCGAGGACGAGCUGCAGCAUGUCCAGCAUCACCACAGGUUUCUGGAAGGAAUCAAGUAUACAGGCUGGAAAAAAGAACGUAUCGUAGCAGAGUAUUGGGAUGGGAAAAUCGUGCUGGUCCUCCCACGUGAUCCAAGUUACACCCUGAGGAAGGUAGAAGAUGUGCAAGAACUUGUCGAUACUGAAUUGGGUUUCCAUCAAGUUGUUCCCAGAUAUCCAAACAAAACCAAGACUUUUCUCUUUAUAUCUGAUGAAAAGAAAGUCGUUGGCUGUUUAAUUGCAGAGCCCAUCAAGCAGGCCUUCCGUGUCCUGUCUGAACCAACUGACCCAGGAUCCACUAACUCAAAAGAAUGUCACAGGGCUUGGCAAUGUUCAAAUGUGCCAGAACCUGCAGUCUGUGGGAUAAGUAGAAUCUGGGUGUUCAGACUGAAGAGAAGAAAGCGCAUUGCAAGACGACUGGUAGAUACCCUCAGGAAUUGCUUCAUGUUUGGCUGUUUUCUCAGCACGAAUGAAAUAGCAUUUUCUGACCCAACACCAGAUGGCAAAUUAUUUGCAACCAAGUACUGCAACACCCCUAAUUUCCUUGUGUACAAUUUCAGUAGUUAAAGCCGAUUUCACUGUUAACACAGUUACUGUGUGGAGUUGACAGCCCCGUAGCACAUAAUACAAACUAACACAUAUGAAAUAAAAGACAAAAGAUAAGCGGACACACACCCACACACAAACCUGCCUGGUUUUGUUCCUUAUGCAUUGAAAAGUCAGGGAUAAGUUUGUUAACUGGGCAUUUGAAGAAAGGAAAAAUCUUUGAAUCAUAUACACUGACUAGCACUUUGAAACCUUAAUUGUGAAGCUUUGUAGCCACGACUGGAAAAUGACUUUGCCUCCUGCUUGAGACAUGAUAAACCAAGUGCUUCUCCCCAGAAACAGCCUCACCCCUCUUUAGUAAAGUACACUUUAGGGUGAGGGUUAUCUCGUGCACAGGCAGUGAGAAGCAGACAGGCAAAAUUUCUAUGCCCAAAUUUUAAAGAUAAUUCCUAAAUUUUAAACACAAAAUUCUCAUAGGUACUUGGCUGAGCAAGUUAAUUUGAUUAUCUUUAGAAAGUGUUUUCAAAUUCUAAUUUAUAACAGGAAAAGAUGGUAAAGAAUGUGUAAACUUUCCACAUCCUUUUAUGUAGAAGCAGAAGUCUAUAACUUCAUGUUUUAAUUGUCUAAAAACUUUAUAAUCAAAAGCUUUGCCUGUCAUCAUAUUUAAUUAAAAUUAAUUGCACUACCCUCAUUAAUUUUUGGUGUUAGAUAGGCUAAUUGUGCUACAUAGAGAACUUAUUGCUACAAUAACAAAAUGAGGGCUGGUUGAUUAUAGCUUAAUUUUUCUCCCUAUUUGAAAGUACGUCUUAUUCUGAGGCAUCUGGAAAAGUACUGUCAAAAUGUAUAAUAACAGAACCAAAAUUAGUAAAUAGAUACAUCUAAGCUGGUGAGCCAGAGAAAAAUUGCCAUGUGAGUACACCAACAUAUAUGCUCUCGUUUGGUGUGAUUCUUGGAGGGAGGCCGACUUUAAAAGGCACGUUGUGAUUGUAAACCAUUUCACUAAUAUCUGGCAUUAAGACUCAUUAGUUUUCCAGGCUGAAACUAGAAUCUGUUCAUCCGCGUUCUUUUAUUUGCCUGUAGGUUAACACUGUUCCCAAAUUUAAAGGCUUGAGUUCUGAAAAGAACGUGUGGAAGUGUUAAAAUAUGUUUAUGCAAACACUUUAAUGCUAUUUUCUGCACUGUUGUUCCUUAAACAUUGUUUUAAAUAUCUUAUUUAAAAAUUUUUAUUAACAUUAUUUUGUUUGCUCAAUGCUUUUGUGAUGGAUCAAUUAAAAUACUUAUUAAUACUGUCUACUCUCAUAUAAUUAAAUGCUGACUUUCUUGUUAAUUAUGUGGUUAUAAAAUUGUGGUUAUAAAAAAUACAGCUUGCUCUUUGAAAAGAAAC